Molecule: messenger RNA, 2382 nt
Organism: Callorhinchus milii (elephant shark)
Lineage: Eukaryota; Metazoa; Chordata; Chondrichthyes; Chimaeriformes; Callorhinchidae
Product: glycogen [starch] synthase, muscle
Exons: 16
Coding region: 64-2205 (713 amino acids)
Biological process (GO): glycogen biosynthetic process
Cellular component (GO): cytoplasm
Molecular function (GO): alpha-1,4-glucan glucosyltransferase (UDP-glucose donor) activity
Source: RefSeq, a predicted model, not a curated record
ACACACACACCACACAGAGAGAGAGAGAGAGAGAGAAGCUGUCUGUGAAGCCACACAGCCACCAUGUCCUUCAACGACUCCUUCCCUGCCCUUGAGGACGAGCUCCCAGUUGACAACCUCUUCCUCUUCGAGAUCGCCUGGGAAGUGGCCAAUAAAGUGGGUGGAAUCUACACUGUCAUUCAAACCAAAGCUAAGAUGACUGUGGACGCACUUGGCGAGAACUAUUUCCUGAUUGGACCGUACUUCGAGAACAGCGUCAGGGCUCAAGUGGAGCUGAUCGACCCACCCAUCCCGUCCAUUAAACGCACCAUCGAUUGCAUGAACGCCAAGGGCUGCAAGAUGUAUUUCGGCAGAUGGCUGAUUGACGGCAGUCCCUAUGUAGUGCUGAUAGACAUCAGUGCCUCGAGCUGGAUGCUGGAUCAGUGGAAGACUGAGCUGUGGGACACGUGCAAUAUAGGAAUCCCCUGGUUUGAUAAGGAGGCCAAUGAUGCUGUUCUGUUCGGAUUUCUCACUACAUGGUUUCUGGGAGAAUUCAUCGCUCAGUGUGAAGACAACCCCUUCAUCCUGGCCCAUUUCCACGAGUGGCUGUCAGGAGUCGGACUCCUCUUGAGUCGCAUCCGGAAGCUUCAAUUGGCGACAAUCUUCACCACCCACGCCACGCUGCUGGGGCGCUAUCUCUGCGCGGGGAACGUCGACUUUUACAAUAACCUUCAACGUUUUGAUGUUGACAAGGAGGCGGGGACGAGGCAGAUUUACCACAGGUAUUGUAUGGAACGGGCUGCCGUGCACUGCGCACACAUCUUCACCACGGUAUCUGAAAUCACAGCCAUGGAAGCACAGCAUCUGCUGAAGAGAAAGCCAGAGGUGGUGACACCCAAUGGACUGAACAUCAAGAAGUUUUCAGCCAUGCACGAGUUCCAGAACCUGCAUGCCCGCAGCAAGGCCGUGAUCCAGGAGUUCGUCAGAGGCCACUUCUACGGAUGUCUGAACUUCAACCUGGACAAGACGCUAUUCUUCUUCAUUGCUGGAAGAUACGAGUUCUCAAACAAGGGGGCUGAUGUGUUCCUGGAAGCCUUGGCACGUCUCAAUUACCUGCUCAAGGUCAACCAGAGCGACGUGACGGUGGUGGUGUUCUUCAUCAUGCCCGCGAAGACCAACAACUUCAACGUGGAAACACUGAAGGGCCAGGCAGUGCGCAAGCAGCUCUGGGACACGGCCAAUGUGAUCAAGGAGAAGUUUGGCAAAAACCUUUAUGAGUCGCUCUUGGUAGGUGAGAUGCCUGACAUCAAAAACAUGCUGGAUCGGGAGGACUUCACUCUGAUGAAGAGAGCAAUAUAUGCCACUCAGCGCACCACAUUGCCUCCCGUCUGCACGCACAACAUGCUGGAUGAUUCCAACGACCAGAUCCUGAAAGCCGUCCGAAGAAUUAGAUUGUUCAAUAACGCAACUGACCGAGUCAAGAUCAUCUUUCACCCAGAGUUCCUGUCAUCUACCAGCCCGCUGCUCCCUCUGGAUUACGAGGAGUUUGUGCGUGGCUGCCAUCUGGGCGUCUUUCCUUCCUAUUAUGAACCGUGGGGAUACACUCCUGCGGAGUGUACAGUGAUGGGCAUCCCCAGCGUCACCACAAAUCUCUCUGGGUUUGGCUGCUUCAUGCAGCAACACAUCGCAGACCCAGCCGCCUAUGGCAUUUACAUCCUCGAUCGGCACGUGAAGUCUCUGGAUGAAUCGUGUAACCAGUUGACCUCGUUCAUCUACAGCUUCUGUCAGCAAACCCGGCGUCAGCGCAUCAUCCAGAGGAACCGCACUGAGCGUCUCUCAGACCUGCUGGACUGGAAGUACCUGGGGAGGUAUUAUGUCCACGCGAGGCAGAUGGCUUUAGCCAAAGCUUAUCCAGAUUCAUUCACAUCCACUCUCUGGGAGCCUGAAGUGAGUGAAGGUUUCUGCUACCCCAGACCCGCCUCCAAACCCCCGUCUCCCGCCACCUCCCUCCACUCCAGCCCCUACCACAGCGAGACCGAGGAGGAGGAGGACGAGCGAUACAAUGAAGAGGAAGAGGCGGAGAAAGACAGGAAGAACAUAAAGCCAAUCACUAGCAUCACUCGGCGAUCAGGGAAGAGACACGUGAGGAGGAAUGGGUCUGACUCGUCGCGAAGCCUUACCUCCAGUGAUGCUGAGAAUCACAGUGACCAGGACACUGUGGAGUGAGAGUGUGCAGACUAUCCCGGGAGGAGCUGACAGUCAACGAGCACAAACUCAAGUGACUCACAUGAAAACAGAUCUACACAGCGGCCUUUGUCACAGAGGAAAGUGAGUUAACGUUUCAGUUAAAUGACUUUUCGUCAGAACUCUAAUUCUGACGAAAGGUCAUCAACCUGAAACGUU